AUGGAAGAACAGACAACUUCAUCUACUUCAGACCUGUCAAAUAAAGAAUAUCAAGGUUUCAACAAAGAUGAAAUUAAAAACUUAGCCAAGUCAAUAACCAAUGAUAAUUCAAAUCAUAGUUUGGGGUAUUGUGUAUCACAUAUGAGUCAAGUACCAGGUAUAAACCCUUGUGAUAUUGAUAAUCUACCACCAGAAUUGAACCCUGACUCGGAUGAUUUCGAUUCAAAACUUUGGAUCAAGAACUUACGAAAGUUAUACGAUUCUGAUCCAGAAUACUGGCAACAUUCAAAAUUAGGUGUCGCUUACCGAGAUUUGCGUGUUUAUGGUGUUGCUAAUGAUGUUGAUUAUCAACCAACGGUUACCAAUGCACUCUGGAAAUUGGCAGGAAAAGGUUUAAGACAUUUAUGGAAAGAAGACAAGUCAAGAUAUUUUGAUAUUUUGAAAACAAUGGAUGGAAUAAUGAGACCAGGGGAAGUAACUGUUGUUUUAGGUAGACCUGGUGCCGGUUGUUCAACUCUAUUGAAAACCAUCGCUGCCCAGACAUACGGGUUUCACGUAGCAAAUGAGUCAAUUAUUACCUAUGAUGGCAUGACACAAAAGGACAUUGAACAUCAUUACCGUGGAGAUGUUAUAUACUCUGCGGAAACCGAAGUCCACAUCCCACACAUGACUGUUGGCCAUACUUUAGAAUUUGCUGCUCGAUUAAGAACACCACAAAACAGAGGGGUUGGGAUUGACAGGGAGACGUAUGCAAAACUAAUGGCUGAUGCGUAUAUGGCUACAUAUGGUAUAUCCCACACAAGGAACACAAAAGUUGGUAAUGACCUCGUACGUGGAGUUUCUGGAGGUGAGAGGAAAAGAGUUUCCAUUGCUGAAGUUUCAUUAAGUGGAGCCAAGAUUCAAUGUUGGGAUAAUUCAACUAGAGGUUUAGAUUCAGCAACGGCAUUGGAGUUUGUUAGAGCAUUGAAAACAUCAGCAAGGAUUCUUAGCUGUACUCCAGUUAUUGCCAUCUACCAAUGUUCCCAAGAUGCUUAUAAUUUGUUUGACAAUGUUGUUGUGUUGUAUGAAGGUUACCAGAUUUUCUUUGGGAAAGCCGAUAAAGCCAAAGAGUUUUUUACCAAGAUGGGGUAUAAAUGUCCCCAAAGACAAACCACGGCAGACUUUUUAACUUCGUUAACCAAUCCAGCAGAAAGAGAACCAUUACCAGGGUAUGAAAAUAAAGUCCCAAGAACUCCCAAAGAAUUUGAAGCGUAUUGGAAGCAAUCACCAGAGCAUGCUGCCUUGAUUCAAGACAUCGACAACUAUUUGAUUGAAUGUGAAAAAUUGAAUACCAAACAGAACUAUCAUAACUCACAUGUUGCAAGACAAUCAAAGCAUAUUCGCCCCAAUUCUCCUUAUACUGUCUCAUUUUUCAUGCAAGUUAGGUUUCUUGUGGCCAGAAAUUUUGUUCGCAUGAAGGGGGAUCCAUCAAUUGCACUCAUUUCUGCAUUUGGUCAGUUGAUUAUGGGGUUGAUAUUGUCGUCAGUUUUCUAUAAUCUCCCUGCGGAUACGUCUUCUUUUUACUAUCGUGGUGUCGCUUUGUUCUAUGCAGUUCUUUUCAAUGCGUUUUCUUCCAUGUUGGAAGUGAUGACUUUAUAUGAAGCCAGACCUGUGGUUGAGAAACAUAGAAAAUUUGCCCUUUAUAGACCAUCUGCCGAUGCAUUAGCCAGUAUUAUAAGUGAACUCCCGGUUAAACUAAUAUCUUCAAUUUCAUUUAAUUUUGUUUUCUAUUUUAUGGUUAAUUUGAGAAGGGAGCCUGGAAGGUUUUUCUUUUAUUGGUUAGUGAACAUUUUUGCCACAUUAGUCAUGUCCCAUUUCUUUAGAUCUGUCGGUGCUGUGACGACUUCAUUGGAAGGUGCAAUGACACCAUCGACCAUCUUAUUAUUGGCAAUGGUUAUUUAUACUGGAUUUGUUGUUCCAAAACCAGACAUGUUAGGAUGGGCAAAGUGGAUCAGUUAUAUAAACCCUGUGGGGUAUGUCUUUGAAUCCAUUAUGGUCAACGAGUUUCAUGGUCGUCGAUUUCUUUGUUCAACUUAUGUACCAUCAGGACCAUUCUACCAAGAUAUAAGUCGCGAGAAUCAGGUUUGUACCGCCGUGGGAUCAAUACCAGGUGAUCCAUAUGUUAGUGGAACUAAUUACUUGAAAUAUGCGUACCAAUAUUACAAUGCCCACAAGUGGAGAAAUGUCGGUAUUGUGAUCGGCUUUAUUAUUUUCUUUUUGGCAAUUUAUAUUGGCCUAACUGAAAUCAAUCGAGGAGCUAUGCAAAAGGGAGAAAUAGUUUUGUUCCUUAAAGGAGAUAUGAAAAAACACAAGAGAAAUAGAAACCAUGAUGAUGUUGAAGGUGGUGGUUUAGAAGAAAAAUUUAGUCACGAUGACCUUUUUGAAGAGAGUGGAGUUGUAAAAGCAAUAGAUCUUUCGAAAGAAAGGGAAAUUUUCUUCUGGAAGGAUUUGACUUACAAAAUUAAAAUCAAGAAGGAGGAUAGAACAAUCUUGGAUCAUGUUGAUGGAUGGGUCGAGCCAGGCCAGAUUACCGCAUUGAUGGGUGCAACUGGUGCAGGCAAAACAACUUUGUUGAAUUGUUUAUCUGGUCGACUUUCUGUUGGUGUUAUUACUGAUGGUGCAAGAAUGGUUAAUGGACAUACACUAGAUUCUUCAUUUCCAAGAUCAAUUGGUUAUGUGCAACAACAAGAUAUUCACUUGCCCACAACCACAGUUAGAGAAGCAUUACAGUUUUCUGCAUACUUGAGACAAUCACGUAAAAAUUCAAAGAAGGAAAAGGAUGAGUAUGUUCAGUAUAUCAUUGAUUUAUUAGAUAUGAAUUCAUAUGCCGAUGCAUUGGUUGGUGUUGCUGGUGAAGGAUUGAAUGUUGAACAAAGAAAGAGAUUAACCAUUGGUGUUGAAUUAGUUGCCAAGCCUAAGUUGUUACUAUUCUUGGAUGAACCAACUUCUGGUUUAGACUCCCAAACUGCCUGGUCUAUUUGUAAGUUGAUGAGAAAGUUAGCUGAUCAUGGUCAAGCUAUCUUGUGUACCAUCCAUCAACCUUCUGCACUUAUUAUGGCUGAGUUCGAUAGAUUGUUGUUUUUGCAAAAGGGUGGGGAGACAGUUUACUUUGGUGACUUGGGUAGAAACUGUCAGACUAUGAUUGACUACUUUGAAAAACACGGAGCUGAUCCAUGUCCAAAAGAAGCCAAUCCAGCAGAAUGGAUGUUGGAAGUUGUUGGUGCUGCCCCAGGUUCUCAUGCUAAGCAAAACUAUUUUGAGGUUUGGAGAAAUUCUGAUGAAUAUAGAGCUGUUCAAAAUGAACUCACCCGUAUGGAAACUGAAUUUGUUAAAUUACCAAGAGACGAGGAUCCAGAAUCAAAAUUGACAUAUGCGGCUCCAAUUUGGAAGCAAUACUUGUUAGUUACCUGGAGAACAAUUGUUCAAGAUUGGAGAACCCCAGGUUAUAUUUAUGGAAAGUCAUUCCUUGUUAUUACUGCAGCUUUGUUUAAUGGGUUUUCAUUUUUCAAUACUGGAAAUUCAAUUCAAACAUUAAACAAUCAGAUGUUUUCGAUUUUUAUGUCAUUUAUUGUUCUUAACUCAUUAUUACAGCAAAUGCUACCAGCAUUUGUGAAGAAUAGGGACUUAUUUGAAGUAAGAGAGGCACCAUCUCGUACUUUUAGUUGGUUUACAUUUAUUUCAAGUCAGAUCACUUCCGAAGUUCCAUUUCAGAUUGUUUUAGGAACCAUUGGGUUUUUCUGCUGGUAUUAUCCAAUUGGCUUAUAUCGUAAUGCAGAACCAACAAACUCAGUGCAUUCGCGUGGUGCAUUCAUGUGGUUGCUACAAAUAUCCUUUUAUGUAUAUAUCACUACUUUGGGUCAUUUUGCUAAUUCUUUCACCGAGUUGGCAGACUCUGCAGCCAACUUGGCCAACUUGUUGUUUUCAUUGUGUUUAAUAUUUUGUGGGGUGUUGGCAACACCUCAACAAAUGCCAGGGUUUUGGAUUUUUAUGUACAGAUGCAACCCGUUUACUUAUUUGGUUCAGGCAAUACUUUCCACAGCAUUGGCUAAUACAAAUGUUGUAUGUGCUGAUCGUGAAUACGUACAGAUUAAUCCACCAACAGGACAAACUUGUAAUGAGUUUAUGGAUGCGUUUGUUGCCAUGGCUGGUGGCUAUACUACUACUAAAGGUGACGAAUGCUUGUAUUGUCCGAUGAAUGAAACGAACACCUUUUUGGAGUCCGUAAAUGCUAUAUUUAGUGAAAGAUACCGUAAUUAUGGGAUUUUUGUGGCAUUUAUUAUGAUAAAUAUAGUUUUGGCCAUUAUCCUUUACUGGGUUGCCAGGGUUCCUAAAGGUAAUCGUGAAAGCAAACAUCGUAAAAAGAAAGGAAUUAAAAAGUAG
Molecule: messenger RNA, 4419 nt
Organism: Candida tropicalis MYA-3404
Lineage: Eukaryota; Fungi; Ascomycota; Pichiomycetes; Serinales; Debaryomycetaceae
Product: pleiotropic drug resistance family ABC transporter
Exons: 1
Coding region: 1-4419 (1472 amino acids)
Biological process (GO): xenobiotic detoxification by transmembrane export across the plasma membrane
Cellular component (GO): membrane
Molecular function (GO): ATP hydrolysis activity; ATP binding; ABC-type transporter activity
Source: RefSeq, a predicted model, not a curated record